ACGGUUAACAUCGAUCCGCGAACGUUUCUCGGCAGUCUUAUCAGGUAAAGUUUCGUUUCUCGGUGAUAAGUCUUGACUACCUGCGUUCUAUUCUCUUUGAGUCUCACGAACUAUGUUUGCAAAUUGUUUAAAAGUGAUUUAAACAGUGCUCGCAAAGUGACUAGUGUAACCAGAAUCAAUAUUUUAAACGGCUUCGGACAUUGCAACUACAUAAAUGUCGACCGAAACUAUCCUAGACGCUUCUGACGAGAAAAUGGCUCAUAAUAUGCAAAUAGAGCAGUUAACUCAACAGCAUCACAUUCAACAACAAUUGACCGAGCUUCAACAUCAGCAAUGGCAACAUGGUCAACUGAAUCAACGUCUACCACAAUUGUCGUCCGGUCUCCCCAUCUCCCAAUAGAGCGGCGAGGCCGCCUCCGCCGUCAUGAACACGAAUACCCAGGGUCAAGGGUGCUUCACUGAUAACCAACAGUUACUGCGACUAAAUCAAGUAUCGAAUUAAUGACUUCUGUGUAGGAGAACACACUGGCACUCACUUGGAUGCUCCCUUUCAUUUCAACAAAGACGGAUGGACUGUCGAAGAGAUACCACUAGAAAGACUUAUUUCUAACGGGAUAUUUAUGAACUUUUCCCAAGAGACAGCUAACAACGUUUCCUUCAGACUGGAACCUGACCACAUCGACCAGUGGAUAAAGCAACACGGUCGACUCCCCCACAACGCCAUGGUGCUCAUUAGCUAUGGUAUGUCUCCCGAUACUGCCACUAAGCUUGCCUCGAUGCCCGAAGUGGUCGGUGUCGGAGUCGAUACGCUUUCAAUUGAUGCUUCGGGGUCUGGAAAAGCCCAUCAAAUACUAACGGCCAAAAACAUAUAUCUGCUGGAAGAUGUUAACAUGGACAAACCUUGCAUCCCAGACCGAGGAUUCAAAGUAUUUUCAAUGCCCAUAAAACUGGUAAAUGGAACCGGCACCCCAGCCCGAGUUAUUAUCGUUCCAGAGGGUGGAAUAUUGAAAUAAAGAAUAUUUAAAUCUACCAAAAUACGAUUUUGAAGUUUCUAAGCCGACGUAGAUAAUUCCCUAAACUAAAAGUAAAGCUGGUAAUUAAAAGAAUUUGUCCUGGUUAUGCAGUAGUAGAGGAUGAUACAGAAGUAUGUAAAACAUAUAAAGAAAUUGGAAUAUCUGUAAACAUUAUUGUGAAACGAGAACGAAUAAACCCAG
Messenger RNA from Gryllus bimaculatus (two-spotted cricket), 1214 nucleotides. The record is from the annotation of a GenBank genome assembly. Lineage: Eukaryota; Metazoa; Arthropoda; Insecta; Orthoptera; Gryllidae.